Cottoperca gobio is the source of this 6402-nucleotide messenger RNA. RefSeq names its product oxygen-regulated protein 1 (gene rp1). Gene Ontology annotation, biological process: axoneme assembly; retina development in camera-type eye; intracellular signal transduction. Gene Ontology annotation, cellular component: axoneme. The record is from RefSeq and is a predicted model, not a curated record. Lineage: Eukaryota; Metazoa; Chordata; Actinopteri; Perciformes; Bovichtidae.
AUGAGCAACACACCCGUUGAGCUGUCACCUGCCCAGGAGCCACCUGCUCAUGAAUUAUCCUCCAGCAGUGGGCAGACGUUACCCUUCCGACCCCUGCAGCCAAUCUCUGAUCCCUCAGCUUCUAAAAGAGUAUGUUUCUACAAAAGCGGUGACUAUAAAUUCAGCGGGCAUCGCAUCGUCAUCAAUGCCCGCACCUUCAAGACAUUUGAUGCUCUGCUGGACGCUCUGUCCAAUAAAGUGCCUCUGCCCUUUGGAGUGAGGACCAUCACCACACCUCGCGGGACCACCCUGGUUAAGGCUUUAGAUGACUUACAUGAUGGGGGAUCGUAUGUGUGUUCUGAUCAGAAACGGGUGAAGCCAUUAAACCUGGAUGAAGUGAACCGGCGGCAGGUCCCCUGGAACACCACCAGACCCCUCAGCGCAGGGCGACGGAGACGACAAGGAUCCCAGUUUGGCAGAAGAAAUGAUGUUGUCACCAACAGGCCAGCAAAUGCCUCUGAGAGGGUGGCAGUACGGACACCAAAGAAGCUUGUGGUCAUCAAGAAUAAGGAUCCCACUGUAAAACGCACAAUUGUGUUGCAGAGAAGAACAGCACCGACAUUUGAUGCUUUACUGGAUUACCUUUCCCAGACCCUGCAGUUCCCAGUGCUGAAACUCUUCUCUACAGAGGGCAGAAGAGUCGAUGGUCUUGCAGGACUUAUCCUGUGCGCUGGAGUUGUUGUGGCAGCAGGCAACGAGCCAUUCAGAUUAGGAAACUACUGUUUUCAAGGAGCGGGCCAGAUGGCACAAGUAAUGUACAUGGAGCAUGUGGAACCAUCUGUGUCGCUGCCUAGAACGGAGAACAACAAAUCUUUCUCGAGUGGAAGAGGCUCAAGGAAUUUUUCCUUAUCAUCAGAGAGAUAUAUUGUCAACCAGAUAAACAAGUCCAGAAAUGGAAGCACAAACGGCUCCUUGCAUCACCACAACCAAUCAUUUGAAACAGAGGUCAGCCAUCGUAACACAUCCAGGGAGAAAUGUGGAACUGGGAGGGCAGAUAAUGAGCAUCAUACUUGCAUUAUACCACAAGACGAUGACAUUGAAAAGUCUUUCCGUGUCAAUCAAGAUGGCAGCAUGACAGUGGAGAUGAAAGUUCGUCUGACCAUUAAAGAGGAGGAGCUGCUCCACUGGACUACCACGCUCAGCCGAUCCAGCCUUAGCAAGGGGACAGUUUGUGCCUCCAUUUCUGAGUCGCCCAACAGCUCACCUGACUCAAACAACGCUGUUGCCAAAGAUUCCUCUAAUGUCAGUGAAGAUGAAUCAAAAGAAGGGAACCAUCCAGCUAGAGCUGAAAAGGGAGUUGGCUUUAAUGACGAGCAAGAACAUGAAGGCUACCCUUCCACGGCCUUGAAAAAAGAAAAAACUGGUUUCAAACGCAUUCCUACGCCGGGUCCUCUGCACAUUAAGAAGAAGGCGUCUCGUGAGAGUGUUAAGAUGGUGACAGAGUCAGGGGUUCAGGAAAACACACAUUAUUCCUACAUGGAGACGACGACUGAUGGUGAGACGACUGAGGGAUACUGCGUUGUAAAACGUAGCAGCAGCAGCAACAGGCCAAUUCCAAAAACUAGGAAAACGGUGUCUGCAGAGCCAAGCAACAAAAGUUCCCACUCCUCUAUCAGGUCGUCAGGAGUGGCUGAGGUCCUUCAGAUACAGAAUAAUGGAAUGGAGGUUACAGAGACUGUGAUGCAUAUUUAUGAGAGUCAAGGGUGCUACGACAACUAUUUUGCUAAUGAGGAAUAUAGCACAGAUGGUGUACCUGUGCAUGGUUCCACUCCAGCGGCAGAAAGCAAACCGUCCACCGAGUCAGGGCGCCGUUCAUCCAGCAAUGAUUGUGAUAUAGAUUUUAGCUGUCAGCCAUCCACUUCUGGCCCACUACAAAGACAGAAAGAGGAGAUGUUGUCAUUGUCAUCAGAGCCAAGAACUUCAACACAUGAGAUUACUGCAACAAACUCCAAAACACAGGAAAGAGUAAAAAAAGACAAAAGUCCUAAAAGUGAGACGAAGAAAAGGAUGAUUAAACCUGCUCGGAAUCAGAAGAGUUCAACUUCAACAAGCGACUCAGAUAGAAAGCAAAAAGAAAGCAUAUUAAGCCCCCCAAAAAAUAGCAAACAUUCAUCUACAGACAAGCUCAGCAGCAAUGCCAGUGUGGGAAAAAAGACUUUAAGUUCAUCAGAGAGUGCUAAAAGUAGUCAAAAGAGUGGAGGAGCAGAAAAGCGUCAAAUUCAGAAAGCGAGUAAGGAUGAAAAGAAACCCAUGAAAGAGCAACCUUUAUUAGUUGAUACUGAAAAUGUGAAAAGGACCCCAUCUAAGAGACAAAACUUGAGCAAAGCACCUGCUAAAUAUAAUGGUCAUAAUGUAAAUACUCCAACUGGGAGGCCUCCAAUGAGGAAGAACAUGUCAGACAUUUUGCAACCCAAGAAAUCACCUUUGCCAGGCAAAAAGACAGUUAGCAAGCCAACAUCCAUGACUGAAAACAGAAUACCAUCACCCACAAAGUCUUUAGAGUUGAGUGGGAGUUUUCCUAUGCCAUUAGUCAAUCCUUCACCCAUUGAAAUCCUCCAAUAUGUUGAGAACUGGUUGGAGAAAGUCCCAGACCCAGUGCCAUACACUGAGGACGCCAUCACAGAGCCUCGGACAAAGGUUGUGUUUCAGAUCGGCGGUGAUUCUGAAUCAGAUGAAAAGAGUGAAAGCCAGGCUCAUGUAGAUGAGCUUUAUCCAUCGUCCAGUGAUGAUGACAAGAAAUCAGCUUCUUGUCUGUUAGUACCUCAACAUCAUGAAGCUGCAGCUCUGCAGCACAAUGAACAAUAUAUGAGGGGUCUUUGUGUUUCAAUGCCGAGUGUCAGAGUUGAUCUUUUGCUCAAGGAGAACAGACUGAGACCAAACAAAUCUGCAGCGGCCAUCAGUGCAGCUGACAAUGAAUCCCCUUCAUCUACAUCCAACCUCUUGGAUCCGAAGGCAAAUACAAAACCUGUCCUGCGGGAACUUUACUCUUCGAAUCAAUGCAUCAGAACUGCAUCUGAAACCAACACAACAUCCAACCUUGAGAAGUCCAACAGCCUUCCUGAUUUCUCGUCACAAAUGGCGGGAGUGUUCGGCUCGUCACUUAAAGCCUUUGUAUCAUUCUUAUCAGUGGUGACUCUGCGGGAUAACCUAGCAGGAUAUGCACCGGGAGAUGGCAGCCAAUCAGGAAGCACCCCCGAGGCCAUGCUGAUGAUAGAAUCCCUGCAGAAAAUUUCCGCCAUCGAGGACAAGGAAGAGCUGAGGACUGAUUUGACGGAUCUGCAGAGCAGAGCGUCUUCUCGUUUCAGAGAACGCUGGAAGGAUUUCCAGAUUACGAGAGAAAGGCUUGAAAGUGAACCGCCGUCUUCCAAAGUUUCAGAAACAGAAUUUGCUCUGGAUCUUUCCUCCGAAGGGGGGGAUGCAUUCGAGGAUAUUGACGAGCUUAUGGAUGAGCUGAAUAUGCCGCAAGACCUCAGAGCAGAGAUUUCUUCAACAAUCAAACAAGCUAAAAGUUUUUACCCUGUAGAGGAGAGCACCUUUGUAGAAAAUGAAAGAAACCAGUCGGACUCAGAGGAAGAUGUGGAACAAUUUGUUGAAGAAUACAAACCAUCACCGGAGCCUGAUACUACCUCCAUAGCUGAGGACGUUACAAAACAGGGUCAUGGUAUUGCAGAGAUAGAUAACUUGCAAUCGUAUUCUGAACAUGUCAAGAUGACAACUGAGUCAGAGCAAGAACCUGAUAAAGAAUUAGAAAUACCACAGACGGAAAGCAAUGAGCCCUUAACAGACAAAGAAAAGGAAGAAAAGGAAACAGAGGAACAAGUAGAGGAGGAUGGGGAGGUGGUGAAUGACAGAGACUAUGGUUAUGCAAAAGAAAUAGAUGGUGAUGAUGAUGGCGAAGAGACUGAAAAGGAAGAAAGGGAAAGGGAGGAAGAGGAAGAAGAGGGGGCAGCCACAGAAGUGUAUGACGAGGGGCAGAAGGAAGCGGAAGCGGAAAGAGGAAGUGUGGAGGAAGAGGAUUCUGUUCAGGAAGUAGAAAAAGGGAGAGGGGAAGAGGAGGAAGAGGGGGAUAAUUUAGAAGAAGCAGAGGAGGGAUUAGAAGAAGUUCAAGAAACAAGAGAGGAUGAUACUGUUCAAGAGACAGAUGAGAGAGAGGGUGACGAGGAGACAGGGGAAGGGGAUGGUGAGGUUGAUGAGGAAGAAAGGGGGGAGGAAUGGAUAACUGAGGAGAGGCAAGGGGAAGAGAUUGAAGAAGAGGCAGAUGGGCUUAUUGCAAAGUCAGAUGAGGGUGAGGAAGUAGGAAGUAUAAUUGAAGAAGUAGAGAAGGAGGAGGAAGAAGAAGAAGAAGAAAAAGAAGCAGAUGAGGUUACUGGGGAGACAGAUGAAAGAGAGGAAGUAGAAAAUAUCAUUGGAGAAGUAGAGGAGGAAGAGGAGGAAGAAGAAGAAGAAGAAGAAAAAGAAGCAGAUGAGGUUACUGGGGAGACAGAUGAAGGAGAAGAAGAAGAAGAAGAAGAAGAAGAAAAAGAAGCAGAUGAGGUUACUGGGGAGACAGAUGAAGGAGAGGAAGUAGGAAAUAUCGAAGAAGAGGAAAUGAAGGAGGUUAUUGAGGAGAAAGAUGAGGAAGAGGGUGAGGAGGAAGAGGAAGAGGAGGAAGAAGCUGAUGAGGUUAAUGAGAAAAAUGUGGAGGAGGAUGAGGUUAUAAAUACAGAAUCUAUUGAGGAAGAGGAAGGAGAAGACAUUGAGAAGCAUAUAGAGGAGGAAGAAACAUGUGACGAGGCUGAGAAGGGCAGGAAAGAGCUAGAGAAUAAAGAAACUAGUCUUGAGGAAGAAGAGGAAGAAGAGGAAGAAGUUGGAGAGGAGAUUGAAGAAAAUAGGAAAACUGGGCAAAUGCUAGAUGAAGAGGAGAGGGAAGAUGAUGAAGAAAAGGAAAGGAAUGAGUUAGACGAGGUGGAAGAGCAAGAACCUAAAGAUGAGGUAGAGGAAGAAAAUGCUGCUGAUGAUGCAGACAGUGUUGCUGGAGGCACAGAUUGUAAACACCUACUAGAGGAGGCCUUGUAUCUGCAGCCGCAGAGUUGUUGUGAUGAAGCAAAUGUAGAUGCAAAGGUAGCAGAACGCAACACUGAUUCAUCAACCAAAUAUUCCUCUGAGGCUCUGUGUGAAGAUGAUAAAGGUAAUGGGACAGACACUGUACAUGAAACAGACGAGGGAGGGGAGCCUCUCGAGGAAGGAAGCAGCAGUCUACAACAUCCAGUGGAAAUAUCACAGGAAUUACUUGACUUUGUUAACUCUGCCCUGCAGUCCUCUUCACUUGUAUUCACAUACGACACUCUGGGGAAAAUCAGGAUAGAGCCAGAUAACGCUCGAGUUACACAAACCAAACUAUCUGUUUUUCCAAAAAGUAGGAAGGAUGUUUCAUACGGCUUAAAGCGUCUCCCCACCCCGAGCACCUCAGAUUUGUCUGAUUACAGACCAGAAACAUCGGAGAGUGGUGGAUAUAAAACUCAGGAUUCUGUAGAUAUUGUCACAGAGAGUGGAGAAGAGACCUCUCCAGUCUGCAGACGUAAUACAGACGGGAGAGAAAAGGUUGAGGGGGCUAUCUCCGUUCACAGUAAUAUAGAAGUCUCGCAAAAUUCUGGAUUAAAAAGCGGAGGAAGUUUCUCAUCUGUUGUCUCAGACAAGAAAGCCUCAAAGGAGGACACAUCUUAUUUCAGUGCUGGAAGCUCACAAAAGGCCGAUCCUGCCACAGAGGGCACACAGAGCGUUUCUCUCACCCCAGAAAAAGACUCAGCUGAUGGGGUUUUAAUCGACCAAGGAAGAUGGCUGCUCAAAGAGAAUCACCUCAUCAGAAACUCUCCUCCAGUCUCCCUGGGAAUGUAUGGUCAGUUAGAUAGCACAUCUAUAGAUACAGGUCAGGAGAACAAUAGUGAGGAUUCCCCGUCACAUGGCAAAGCCCAACACAACCCUCUUGUAGCCAUAUCCUCAUCAGAGCUUGAGGAGUUGGCGAAGCCUCAAACUCCAAAGUGCACCUACUACAACAUGCCACAUGGAAGCGAUUCUGACCCAUUUUUGGAUAAUACUAGUGACAAAAGUGGGAAAAAAGGUGCAAGCAGUGUCAAAGGGAGAGGCUUCAGGGUGUCCCCUACAAUUGAUACUUCCAAAACCUGGGCAGGUAAAAAUGGUAGUCUGUCCUCAUUUGCGUCAGUUGAGUUUAAAUUAUCAGACAGAAAAGUGCAUCCUGAGGGGGAGUCCUCAGCUGUGAUAAGGGCAAGAGGGACAUCUAGUGGAGCAGGGAAUGUACUGCAUGUAUCACAAGACUCCAUUGAUGCACUACACGUGAGAUGUAGCCAAUACUGUCCCAUACUAUAA